AUGCUUCCCAAACGGUGCUUGCGGGAGGAAGGUAUCGCGCCCCCUAGGAAAGAGCAGGGAAUGCACUACAAUUCCCAGCAGGCCGUGCGAGUCUUGGGGCGCGUUCGGAGUCCGGUAACCUUUGAAGAUGUGGCUGUGUACUUCACAGAAGACCAGGGGGCCUUGCUUGAUCCAAGCCAAAGAGCCUUGUACAGGGAAGUCAUGAUGGAGAAUUAUGAGAACAUGGCCUCAUUGGGAUUUCCAUUCAUCAAGCCUGCUCUCAUCUCCCAGCUGGAACAGGGAGAAGAGCUUUGGGUGCCAGAAUCUCAAGACUUGGAUGACACAGAGAUCUUGGACAUCUCAAAUGAGUACUGGAAAAGACCGUUGGGCCCUGCAUAUGGGAAAUACUUUGCUCAGGAACUGAAACUUGUUGGACACCAGGAACUCCAAACAAUAGAAAAACCUUAUGAGUGCUUAGAGUGUGGGAUGUGUUUUGCUGAGCGACUCUCCGUUUUUAACCAACAGAAGAUGCUGGUCACCUUUGAAGAUGUGGUGAUUUACUUCUCAAAGGAGGAAUGGGCUCUGCUGGACCCAGACCAGAGAGCUUUGUACAGAGAAGUCACGUGGGAAAAUUAUGGGACUUUGGCCUCACUGGGGUAUCCAGUCCCCAAGCCUGACAUAAUUUGCAGGCUGGAAGAUGGGGAAGAGCUGUGGGUGCUGGAUUCUCGAAACUUGGAUGUGACAGAGAUCUGCAGCAUAACCUCAGGAGAUACGAAGAAAAAGAUCACAUGCCCCGAGUGUGGGAAAUGUUUUACUAAGCAAUGUAAUCUUGCCAGACACAAGCAAGUCCAUGCAGCAAAGAAGCCAUAUGAAUGCCUGGAGUGUGGGAAAGGUUUUGCUCAACAGCCACAGUUUCUGAAACACCAGCAAGGCCACAGCCAAGAGAAACCCUAUACCUGUGAGGAGUGUGGGAAAUGUUUUGCACAUCGUUCUGUGUUUGUGGCCCACCAGAGGGUUCACACAGGAGAGAAGCCCUACAAAUGCCUGGAGUGCGGGAAGUGUUUGGCACUUCAGGGAGAUCUUGUGAGACAUCAGCGACUCCACACGGGAGAGAGACCCUACAAAUGCUCAGAAUGUGGCAAAUGUUUCGCUCGCCAUUCAAAUCUUGCGAACCACCAGAGAGUUCACACUGGAGAGAAGCCCUAUAAGUGCCUGGAAUGCGGGAAGUGUUUCACCUGCCAUUCACAUCUUGUGAGUCACCACAGAAUCCACACAGGAGAGAAACCUUAUAAAUGUUUGGUGUGCAGGAAGAGCUUUGCUGAAAGAUCCACCUUUGUGAAACACCAGAGAGUCCACACAGGGGAGAAGCCCUAUCAGUGUCUAGAGUGUGGGAAGUGUUUCGCUCAACAUUCCAACAUUGUGAAACACCAGAGAAUCCAUACAGGAGAGAAGCCUUUUAAAUGCCCGGAGUGUGGGAAAUGUUUUACACGCCGCUCGUACCUGAUGAUCCACCAGAGCGUCCACACAGGAGAGAAGCUUUACAAAUGCCUGGAGUGUGGCAAAGGUUUUGCUCAGAACUCAACUCUAGUGCAACAUAUGAGAGUCCACACAGGAGAGAAGCCUUUCAAAUGCCUGGAAUGUGAAAAGUGUUUUGCCGAGAACUCGAGCCUUGUGAAACACAGGAGGGUCCACACGGGAGAGAAGCCCUAUCAGUGCCUGGAGUGCGGAAGACAUUUUGCGGACAUCUCAGGCCUGGUGAAACAUAAGCGAGUCCACACGGGGGAGAGGCCUUACAAAUGCCUAGAGUGUGGGAAGUGUUUUACUCAGAACUCAACUUUGGCCCAGCAUAAGAGAAUCCAUACUGGAGAGAAGCCGUACGAAUGCCUGGAUUGUGGGAAAUGUUUUGCUGAAAACUCGGGCCUCAUCAAACAUAGGAGGGUCCAUACAGGAGAGAAACCCUAUCGGUGCUUGCAUUGCGGGAGAUGUUUUGCUGAUAAUUCUGCCUUUGUGAAGCACAAAAGAGUCCACACAGGAGAGAAUGCUUAUACUUGCUUAGAAUGUGGACAGUGUUUCUCUCAACAGUCAACCUUCGUAAGUCAUCAAGGAAUUCACUCAGUCGGAGACACUGUGCAGUUAUAA
This is a messenger RNA of Euleptes europaea (tarantolino), 2118 nucleotides long. Its product is annotated as zinc finger protein 883-like. NCBI's taxonomy places the organism in Eukaryota, Metazoa, Chordata, Lepidosauria, Squamata, Sphaerodactylidae. Bases 1 to 2118 code for a protein of 705 amino acids. The record is from RefSeq and is a predicted model, not a curated record. The transcript is spliced from 7 exons. Gene Ontology annotation, biological process: regulation of DNA-templated transcription.